Molecule: messenger RNA, 2223 nt
Organism: Ascochyta rabiei
Lineage: Eukaryota; Fungi; Ascomycota; Dothideomycetes; Pleosporales; Didymellaceae
Exons: 4
Coding region: 1-2223 (740 amino acids)
Biological process (GO): DNA-templated transcription
Molecular function (GO): zinc ion binding; DNA binding
Source: RefSeq, a predicted model, not a curated record
AUGGAGAGUCGCAAAAGCCGUCUCAGGACUGCCACCAAGCAGAACCAGGAGAUGGUGGACCUCCUCGAGCAACUCAAGGACUCUGUCACAGACAGUGCGAAGCAACAGAUAAACGACAUGCUAGAUCAUGUGAGGGACGACAUUUCCGAUGCUGCGGCUACAUUAGGACUGGAAAAGUCGCCCGACCGCGAAGAUAAACACGGAGAAUCCGCAGUGUCUGCCGAAGUGGGCUCGAACGACGAGACCGAUAUGUUGGAAGAGAAUAUACUGCAGAGCUCUGACUCUCAGGCAAUCGGCUACAUCGGCAAGAGUUCCGAGGUGCAAUGGCUACAGCGUCUGCAACAAGAGACGGAACACGCCGAGCAGAGUUCGGCUCGUCCUGGCAGUCCGUCUCGUCCUGGCAGUCCGUACGGACCCCCCGGAACCGGCUCGAAGGCUGCGAAGCGGCGUAUGGAAGCGCUGAAGCAGCGCCAACAAGAGAAGCCCCACAUACCGAUCAGCACUUCUACAUUCUACUUGGACAAUGAAGGUACCGGAGUUGAUUACACAGUCGAGCCGUACAAGUUGCCACCUGUUGAGGUUGCGCAGAGGCUCCUCGAUCACUACAUGAAUACCGUCCAGGAUGCGUUUCCAAUGCUGCCGAAACACACAUUCACAGAUCAAGUCCGCCAGUACUAUACAUCUAUGGCACAAGGGACGCCUUACCACGUGCCGGGGAAAUGGCUGGCAAUACUGAACCUAGUUUUCGCUAUUGGAGCAAGGUAUUCAUAUCUGACAGGGGCAGAUUGGCAAGCGGACAGCCGGGACCACGUCAUCUACCAAUCUCGUGCGCAUAUGUUGAACAUGGACGAGCCUUCUCUAGUGCACCAGCCAGACCUUAUGCGAGUUCAAAUGACUGCUCUGUUCGCCUUUUACUCUUCCGCCGUUGGAAACGUUAACAGAGCAUGGGUCGCCAUAGGCAUUGCCCUUCGUUACGCACUUGCGCUUGGCUUGCAUCUUCGGAAUGAAGACGAAACCACGAAGUUCGCCCGGAAAGAAAACUUGGUGCAUGCUUGGUGGGCUUUGUACACCCUGGAAGCGAGCAUGAGCAUUAUUGUCGGCAGGCCAAGUCUUGUUGCCGAAGACUACUACUCAACGCCGUUGCCAUUACCAGCAUCAACAGAGCAGUUGCGGAAUGACACAUUGUUGUCUCGUUUGCACGAGCAAGGUAGAGGAACCGGUCUCUACGACAACCCUUCUGAACCCAAGUCAGCGCCUUCCGAGCCUUCGAACGAAGGCUCGUUUCUGAAGAGCAUGGUUCAUAUCAGUAUGAUAGCGCAGAGAGCUAUGGUUGGUUUGUAUGCUGCCAAAGUUACGACAAAGUCAUGGAAGCACAUGCAGGGGACAAUUACUGGUUUGUGUAAUGAGCUCGAGCUAUGGGCAACAAAUCUUCCCUCAGGCAUCAGCUUCUUACGACCAGAAAACCAGUCAAACUUCGUCCGCGAACGUCUGAUUCUGCAAAUGAAUUACAUCAGGAUAAAGAUUCUGAUCACUCGGCCUUGCUUGUGUAGGUUAGACGCCCGUAUUCCGGAUCAGACAAAGGCUUCAGGCGACUUCAACCAGAAAAUGGCCCGCACGUGCAUCAGUGCUGCAAAUUCCUUCACAGACACUCUACCAGACUAUACGAAUGUAGCUUACCUGUACCAGACUGGACCCUGGUGGUCCAUGAUCCACCACAUUAUGCAAGUACUUACGGUCCUGCUUCUGGAGGUUUCCUAUAAUACAGUCCACCUUCCUGAGGACGACAAAGGAAUCCUGCCCAGGAUCAAGAAGCUGCUUCGGUGGCUGAGAGUGUUGAAAGAAAAGGACCGAGUCGCAGCACGUGCCCAUGAUGUGGCUUUCAGUGUCUUACAGGGGCUGGCUACCCGAACAAAGUCGGACUUAUCCGAUUUGCUGCAAGACGAUGUGGCAGCUUCUUCACUCCCAGCGAUAUCCACCCCGCACGAUCAGUCUACGAUGGAGGAAUCCGACAUGGGACAGGUGUUUUCGACCGGCGAAUAUGGCUACAACCACCAGACGGUUGAUUCGUCGAUGUCUGCGUUUCCAUCAGCUUUGUACCCAGACGACCCAUUGCUACCAGAACAUUCGAGUCAUGCUGGAGCUUCACUUUCAGGACCGCUCACGCCCUAUCCCCCUUUCGGUAACGCAUUCGAUAAUGUCCACGAUGAGUAUAAUCACCUAUAG